AUGAGGUUAACAGCCACCCUUCGAAGAAGCCACCCGUUUCUCAGCAGGGCCAGCGAAUUACGCCACCACAAGCACGGCGUCAGGUCGGCAGCGCUCUCCACGGCGCCAGAGGACGCUCAUUCCACCCAUUUGCGGCGGGUGUUCGACGACCAGAAGUACUUCCAAGCAUUCAACAAACAGGCCACCGACGGCGCCAGUGGGCUCUUUGGGCCUCGCACGGGCCUCUUCCGCAACGAGAGCUUGUCAACACCGCACGGACUCGUGGAGUUCUCCAAACAGUCGCUCCAGGAGGCCAAGGCGUUGGUAGCCGCCAUGGUGGCAGAUGCCAGCGCGGGAGCCGCUGGAAGAGCCACCUACAUUCGCAAAUUGGACCAGCUCAGCGACCUCUUGUGCCGAGUGAUCGACGUGGCAGAGUUCAUCCGGGUAGCGCACCCCAGCUCCAAGUGGGUAAACGCUGCCCAGCAGACCCACGAGAUCAUGUUUGAGUACAUGAACCAGCUCAACACCAACGUGGAGUUGUACCAGCACCUCCGGGACAUUUUGGCGGACGACUCGGUGCGCGCGAAAUUGACGCCUGAGGAAGUGCUGGUGGGGGAGUAUUUGCAGCAGGACUUCGAGCGCUCGGGAAUCCACAUGGACCCAGCUACACGAGCACGGUUUGUGUCUAUCACUCAGGAGAUCUCGCUCUUGGGGUCACACUUCAACAACGAGCUCCACAACCUCCAGUCGUACUGGUGUGAGGUGACGGCAGCCGAGUUUGCCCAGAUUCCCGAUGCCCAGCUCCGCAGCGAAAUCUUGAGCUACCAGGGGCGCGCGGGCCAGCGCGGUGGGAGUGGCACGGUGCAAGUGCCGUUGGCAGGCCACAUUCCCUACACGAUUUUGACGCACUGUCCCGCGGAGGCGGUGCGUAAGAAAAUCUGGAUAGCAUUGCACAACUCGUCCGAGGACCAGAUUGCCACUCUCAAUGGGUUCUUGGAGCAGCGGGCGCACUUGGCACGGAUGUUGGGGUACCGGUCGUUUGCGCACUAUCAGCUCGAGCACAAGAUGGCGCGGACACCGGAGAAUGUGAAGGCGUUUCUCGGUGAGCUCCAGGGGCUGUUGCGGGAAGGAGGGGUUGCACGAGAGCUCGCGCGUGCUGCUAGCAACAGUGGGACUACCAGUUCCACCACUGGUUUUACCGACGACGCCAGCGCCAUCCGUCCCUGGGACCGUGACUACCUCCUCGCACGCCUCCAGCACCACACCAAAACCCAGGCCCCCUCUGCACCCAUCGCCGACUACUUCUCCAUUGGUACGGUGGUCGCAGGCUUGAGUCGCUUGUUCACCGCCCUCUACAACGUCAAGUUCGUGCCGGAGCCCACCCUCCGUGGUGAGACCUGGGACCCCAACCAAGUGCGCAAGCUCAACGUGUACGAUGUGGGCUCCAACACCAAGUUAGGGUAUCUCUACCUCGACUUCUGGCUGCCAAAGGUGCUCCCUUCGCACUUCACUAUUGUGUGCCUGCGUCGCCUCAACGAGGCCCUUGGCACUGAGAACCGCUCCCAGAUGUCGGCGCGUGUGCAGUUGGAUGGCGACUACCAGUUGCCGGUCAUUUCGUUGGUGUGCAAUUUCCACCGCGCUAACGAGCCCAUUGGCCGCUUCGCGGGAAUAGAAGCCUCACGCCCCACCCUCCUUACCUUGGACCAGGUCGAUACCGUGUUCCACGAGAUGGGCCACGCCAUGCACUCCAUGCUUGGACGUACCGAGCUUCACAACUUGUCAGGGACACGUUGUGCCACCGACUUCGUGGAGUUGCCAUCUGUAUUGAUGGAGCAGUUCAGUAAGGACCCGCGGGUGAUGGUGGAAAUCGGUCGCCAUCACCAAACUGGCGCACGGUUGUCGAGCCAGUUGUUGGCCCAGCACCACCGCCAGCGCAUGGAGCUCGACGAGUGUGAAACCUACAUGCAAUCCAAGAUGGCCAUGUUGGACCAAGCGUUGCACAGCGAGGAGUGGAUGUGUCGUGAGGGGCCUCCAGACUCCACUGCUGUGUACCACAAGCUCGAGGCACGCCUCGAGGUGUUUGCUGACCAGUGGUCCACCUGGCACGGCAAGUUUCCCCACUUGUUCUCGUACGGGGCGGUGUACUACUCGUACUUGUUGGACCGAGCGAUCGCAGCUCGGGUAUGGGAGGGCCUUUUUGCGGCCGAUCCCUGGAGCAGGGCUGCUGGUGAGCGGUACCGCCACAGCAUCUUGAAGUGGGGAGGCACCCGGGAUCCGUGGGAAUGCUUGGGAGACGCCUUGGGCGACCCCGAGCUUGCCGGGGGAGACUCGCGGGCGAUGGAGAUUAUAGGUCAUGGGCAAAAGGAUAAGCGGGGAUAA
Molecule: messenger RNA, 2358 nt
Organism: Suhomyces tanzawaensis NRRL Y-17324
Lineage: Eukaryota; Fungi; Ascomycota; Pichiomycetes; Serinales; Debaryomycetaceae
Product: metalloendopeptidase
Exons: 2
Coding region: 1-2358 (785 amino acids)
Biological process (GO): peptide metabolic process
Cellular component (GO): mitochondrion
Molecular function (GO): metalloendopeptidase activity
Source: RefSeq, a predicted model, not a curated record